Messenger RNA from Pseudopipra pipra, 5890 nucleotides. RefSeq names its product zinc finger and BTB domain containing 40 (gene ZBTB40). Gene Ontology annotation, biological process: regulation of transcription by RNA polymerase II. Gene Ontology annotation, cellular component: nucleus. Gene Ontology annotation, molecular function: protein binding; DNA-binding transcription factor activity, RNA polymerase II-specific. NCBI's taxonomy places the organism in Eukaryota, Metazoa, Chordata, Aves, Passeriformes, Pipridae. The record is from RefSeq and is a predicted model, not a curated record.
AGAAGUCAUCCAGAGGACAGCUGGGAGAUGAAGCCAGACAAACUCAGGUGAGAAAGAAGACAUGUAAAUUAACAGGUAGAAUAACUGUGGUGGUGGAGGGUCCUCCCCCUAAAAAUCAGUUCUUAUCAUGACUAGGCACCUUGCUGGAAGAGAGGCUUUAGCCAAACCCAAGUUAUGAGCCUGGAAAUCUGGGAGGCAGUGAUGGAUGAGGAAUCAGAUUGCUGGUGUGGUCCCUUCUGGCUCUAAACUCUGAAUAAAAGCCUGAAGUGUGCUCUAAGUAGGGGGCAGUUGCCUUGAGGCUGGUCUUGGCCAGCACCCCUUGUUACAAAUGCCUGUUCUCUUUGGCAGUACUGGGUUGUUGGGUCCCUAUAAUUAAAGAAGUAAAAUGUAUUUAAACAAAUAUGCCUGUGCUAAUUGCUUAGGACACAUUUUCCAGUGCUCUGAGUUGCUGGGAUGAAGAAGGGGCCAUGCUGCUAGGCUGCUUAGAGCUUCACUGUUUCGAGCUGUCAUGAGCAAAUAUGUCUUCUAUAUUCCUGCCAGGAAUAGAGGGAGCAGACGGUGCUGCUGCUUCCUCCAGCUUGCCACGGUGCAAGCAAUAGGUUUCAUGCAGAAGGCUGUUCAUGGCAAAGUGAGCAGACGUCUCUUCCAGGACAUCCAUGUUUCCUGCUUGUCCUUUUGUAGGAAGAGCCACAGCUAUUAUUAUUUAACCAGCAGACCCAAUUUCAUCUCAGAUACUGGAAGUCCUUCAGCUUCAGGAAAGAGUGGGUGGACUGAAAAUGCUAUUUACAUUGAGCCUGGCAAAAGAAUCAGGUCUUUCUCUUCUCCCACGGCCAGCAGCGACUCUGCUCAUGGCAGCUUGAUUCCUUGUGAUUUACAACAGCGUGGGGGGAGAGCAGAGCCCACAUGUUGGAUAGGCUGGAAGUGCAGGUGGCCAGCCCUGUGCAUGGCUGAAGGGGUGGAUCUGGUGCAGCAAAGAUGAGCUGCAAACCAGCCAACCUUUGGUAGCGAUGUGCCCGGAGAAGCUCUGUCUCUGAGGAGCAGGAGGGUGGGCUAUCAUUCCGCUCAGGUGUUCCUGCCUUCCAGAGAAGGACCUAACCACCGUGUGCUCUUGCUUCACAGGAACCUGGAUGGGGAGCAGGACACCUCUGCUUUGAGGUGAUGGCAAAACCAUCUGGGAUCUUCACCUGGUGAUUGAAAAACGUGUUCCAUAGCACUUCAUCUUUAAAGCCUGUGGGAGUUCUUGGCCGCUCAGGAGAGCUCUCCUGCGUGGCUGGGAUCCACCAACCAGUUGCUCAGCUGUCUGUACCUCUGGAAUGAGGUGAUGCCUCUUGGCUUCUUCUGUCUUCCCACAGCCACCACAGGCAGUGCCACUCAGAAGGACAGCUGGGGUCCUGCCUGCCUGUGGACAGGAAGUCCUACUUCCCACAAAGGCUGAGCUCCAGAGGGGUUUGUGCCUUGAAGAAGCAAGGUGCCAGCUCAGCCUGUGCCCAGUGUCUGCUUGUGACUUGCAGUGUUGGGAAUUGCUCUGAGCCUGCUUUCCUGAGAGGCAGCACUUCAAGUUGGAGUACAUGCUCCUUAAAGCUCAUGGCCUGCUGACAGGCAAUAUUAGUCCUGUUCUCUGCAAGAGAGCAGGAAGCUGAGUGCAAAGAUGUUAAACGUUGAAGGUCAUGUAAAUUGUGUCCAUCCAGGUGCUCUUUCUCUGGUGUUCAUGCUGUUUUGUGGCCUGCACUAGUGUUAGGCAUCCAAGUGUGUAGACAAGGCAGUGACAUCUUUAUCUUGUCUAGCUUAGACAAAAACUCCAGGUAUCCCGCUGAUACAAAAUUCUGUUGGCAGAUGUCCUGUAUGUUCUCCCUCCUGCAACAGGGUGGGGAGGGGGGAAGUAAAAGGAAGGCUCUGGUAGAUGAGAUUUAGGGCUCUGGACUUCUGCAAAAAAAUUACAGCUUGGGAACAAAGACUUGUAAAUUGAUGGGUUGGGACUGUGGUGUGCUGAGAAGGGGGUGCUGAAGGCCCUGGGCUGCAAGCAGACCUCUGUGUCUAAUGUUCACGUGGCCCUGCUCAUCUUACCAGUGAUGUAGGGAGAAAAUGAACUGGUCCCAAACCACUUAGUGCUUUGCAGAUCAAAACUAGCUUCUCAGAUUCUCCUCUGUGUUUCAUAGAUGAUCUGAACAGGUCUUCCUGCCCUGCUUUCCCACCUGUCCUUUCAGAAACCAGCUGCUGAAUUCAGCAUCAGCUCCAGCCCCUGGCUGCAGGCACAGCCUGGCACUGCAGUGCCUGAUUUGGUGGGCACUCACACCUCCAUGAGCUGUGUGGCACAUCAGGGAGGCUCUGCUCCCUUUUUAAAGCUCCUGGGACUCAGGACUCAAUCCAAAUCUGCUCACUGAGGUUUGAACACCAUCGAGGCUCUUUAGGUCUCAGGGUAAACUGCUGAAUUCGUGGAAUGUGAGUUCAGAAUGGGGAUCUUGCUGUAACCACAGAACUGCAGCACAGUAAACUACUGGAAUGUGUAAACUGAAAAGUAGUUUUUAUUUACUCUUCUGUCUUGCAGAGCAAAAUGCUGACAGGGUCCCUUUCCUUCUUGUUAGCUGGGUUUUGUGAGAGCAGUGUGGAGACCACGGUGAGAGGAGGCCAGUGGGUGCCAUGGAGCUCCCCAGUUACAGCCAGCAGCUGCUGCCCCAGCUGUACACCCUGUGCAAGGAGCAGCACUUCUGUGACUGCACCAUCUUUACUGGGGAUGUGCACUUUAGAGCACACAAGGUGGUUUUGGCUGCUGCCAGCCUGCUGUUUAAAUCCCUCUUGGACCGUACAGACAGCAUCUGCACUGAUGCUUCUGUGGUGAUGCCUGAGGAGUUUGCACUCUUGCUGGAGAUGAUGUACAGUGGCAAACUCCCACUGGGGAAACACAAUUGCACCAAAGUUAUCUCCGUGGCAGAUAGUCUGCAGAUGUUUGAUGUGGCUGUUAGUUGCAAAAGCCUCCUCAGGGACCUCAUAAGCUGUUCUCCUCGGGACCAGGUACACAGAGGAGUCUCCAGCCAGGCAGCAGAUUCAUCUGAAAACAAAGGUGAAGCUAAUAACCUGCCCCAGUCUGGAAAACCCAAAGAAGAAAAAACAGAUAUCCUCCUCACUCCGAGAGUUUUCCCUUUACCUGGCGAAGCAGAAAUGGAAGCAGAUGUUUCUCCUCCUGGCCAGGAACUUACUGUGAAUUGCACCUGGGUUCACGAGGACUUGAUGUUGAAUGUCUCCAGGUCCCUCCAGGAGGAUUCAAGCUCUGGCCCUGACCAGCCUGCCCAUGCUGAGUGAAGUGGCUGUGUGGAAGAGCCUCCAGAGCUUGCUGAGCCCCCAGAGGGGAAAGGGCCAUCGAGGGAUUUGGCAGCAGAGAGCAAAAGCUGUAAACUGGAUUUCUUUCUUCGAUAUGAAAGUGUUUUCUCUGAGGCCCUUUCUGAUGCCCAGGCUGUGCUGAAAAGACUCGACAGAGAAACUGAUGCCUCUCAAAAGGAGGCUCUGGCUGCCUGUCUCGCCAAGGCAGGGGAACAGUCACUGUUCAAGAAGUUGCUGAGCAAAGUGGAGCAUGCUUGGCUCAGGGAUACUCACACCCAGGAUAGUGACACCCAGGACACUUGGCCCCUGGACACUGAGACUCUCCUGUCUUUUCUGAAGCUGUUUCAAGACAUGAAUUCCAGGCUGAGAGCAGCUCUGCCAGAGAGAGAACAGGGCACUGGAAAAGCCCCACGGCAAGGAGGUAGGAAAUUGGCUGAGGAGACGCUGACCGCUCGCUCGCUGGGCUGCAGGGAGGAGCUGAUCCAGAGCAUGACACAGCUGAGCCCCAUCGUGGAGUUCUUGGAGGCAGCAGAAGAGGGAUUCCUGACCCCCUUGGAGAAGAGGGUAGUUUUGGAUUGCUGUGAAAGCAGCUCUGAGAGGGAAGCCAUGGACAACCUGCUCAGGAAGGUGGAUGAAGAGAAAACCCUGAAUGUGGAAAGCUUGAUCAAACUUCUGGGGGCUGUGAAAGCAUCAUUCCCUGGGCUCCAGCUUCUACUGGACAACUUGGUGGCAGCAGCAAACAUCUCUGAUAGCAAAGAUCCUUCUUGGAUCCAUCUGUUUGGCAGUUCUCACUUUUAUUUAUCAACUGACCAGGUGACAAGGGCUUGGCUCACAGAAGCAGUGAAAGAGCUACUGAGUAUUUCUGCUCAUAAGGAAAGUUCAGAGGCCUCCAUGAAAGCAGCUCUGAGCAGAGCCCAGGAGAAGUAUGUCCUGACCAUGAAGAUCUACCAGGUGCUGUGCAGUGUCCAUGAGUCCUUCCCAGACCUGCAGCCAAUGAUGCAGGAGCUGGGCCACGUGGGUCUCUUGACUGAGAGAAGAGGAGAGAAACCCGGGAUCAGGAAGUGGAAGGUGAACAGUGAAUCCCACGUUAAAUCUCUGGACAAAGAUGAGGACAGGGCAGGAGGAGCUGGUGCCAAAGAAGCAAAGGAAUCCCAAGACAAAGCUUGGUCCAAGAAGAGUUUUGUCUGCAAAGCCUGUGAUAAGACCUUCCACUUCUGGUGCUGCCUGAAAGUGCACAUGAAAUGCUGUCAGGUGUCCAGAGGAAAGCAGAUCCAGUGGAUCUUGGAGUGCAGCCAGGUCAAACUGACCAAGAAGGAGCUGGAAAAUCAUCAGCUGGAGGCCCACGGGGUGGUGGGGAUGGCCAAGGAAAAGAAGAAGCGGCUCCCUGUGGCAUGUGACAUCUGUGGAAGAGAGUUUGCUCAUGCCUCAGCAAGGGUUGGGAUGCAGUAGCACAAGCUGACAGAACACUUGGAUGAGAAGCCCUUCUCCUGCCAGGAGUGUGGGGUUGGGUUCGUGGCAAACUCCACGCUGAAGAACCACCUGCAGCUGCACAGGGGGGACAGACCCUUCCUGUGCAAGCACUGCCUGGUGACCUUCAUGCAGGCCUUGGCCCUUGCCUACCACAGCAAGAGGGAGCAGGCUGAGGGAGAGCUUCCCCACAGGAGCCCAGCCAUGGGCUCGGCUUGCUCCAUCUACCCCUUUGUGCCCUGUUCCUCCCUUUGCCUCCUGGCUGCUUCUCCAUCCUUUGGGGGCCUCCUGUGCAUUGGGCUACUCCCACACCUCCCUCACCUGCAUGGGUUUGGCUGCAGCUUCCCACUUUGCCCUUAUCCAGCUCCUCAGAUUAUCCACGCAGUCCUCCUCUCCUCCAUCUUCCUUGUUUUUCUCUUCAGUAGUUCCUCUCUGUCCCAUCACACCUGGUUUGUACUGUGUUUCUGGGUGGCAGACACUGAAGAUCCCUACAGCUGCAAGAAGUGCCAGAUGAGCUUUGCCACCCUGCAGGAACACUGCAAGCAUGUCCAUGGAGCACCUUCCCGGGAAUACCAGCCCUGCCCUACCUGCUCCAAAAUCUGCAGUGCCCCAUCACUCCUGGAGUGCCACAUGGUGACCCACACUGGGGGAAAUCUGGUGAUUCCGACGUCGAAGCAAGGAGCAGCAGAGCACAUCAUCUCUUUUGAUGGCACCCAGCUCGUUGGCUCCCAAGUCUUUUUGAUUGAGCCCCAUGUGAGCCAAAGUGGCUCUGAGCAGGUGGCAGUGACUAAGGAGGACUUGUUUGAUGACAAAGUAACUCUGAUUUGUGAAGAAACCAAGCAGGAGACAGUGGGGGGGGCCUCCAACUGCCACUUGGUAUCCCCUGGACUUGUUCAGUAGCUCAGUGUGCUGCUCCAGCUCGGGGAUCCGGGGCUUCCCUGCCAGGCAAUCCCAGGCAGGCAGCAAGCACAGAAUGACCAGGGACAGGAGAGGUUCAUAGACAUUCAAUGCCUGGGAAGUCUCCCUGCAUUAAGCAGCUGCCAGCUCAGGUGAGCUGGACCACCUGUCUCUCCCAGGUGAGAAAUAAAGCGGAGGAAAAGAAUGGGAA